Molecule: messenger RNA, 1395 nt
Organism: Neolamprologus brichardi
Lineage: Eukaryota; Metazoa; Chordata; Actinopteri; Cichliformes; Cichlidae
Gene: mtfmt
Product: mitochondrial methionyl-tRNA formyltransferase
Biological process (GO): conversion of methionyl-tRNA to N-formyl-methionyl-tRNA; biosynthetic process
Cellular component (GO): mitochondrion
Molecular function (GO): methionyl-tRNA formyltransferase activity
Source: RefSeq, a predicted model, not a curated record
AACAUGGCGGCUUCCUGUGGGUCAAAACGACGACAAGCUGAGGAAGUUUUUCAUUGUGUGAACUGACACUUUGGGCCGACGCUGCUUCCAGUAUGUGGACGAGCGCCAAGACAAUAAGAGCUUAUGUGGAAACGUUGAAGCGCUGUCAGCGUUGCUGUGUGGGGACAGUAUGGAGGGGCGACGCUGGCCGCGGGCAGAGACCGCUAUGUCGAGUCCUGUCAUCGGCAUCAAAACCCAAAUGGAGGCUCCUGUUUUUUGGCACUGAUCACUUCGCUGUGGAAUCUCUGAAACUUCUCACAUCCUGCAGGAGCACCAGUGAAGGGAUGGUGGAGACCCUUGAAGUUGUUACCUUGGCUGGUGAUGUUCCAGUGAAGAGGUUUGCUCAAGAGAACCACCUUCCACUACACAGUUGGCCCCCUGAUGAUGUGAAUGGACGGUUUGAUGUUGGCGUGGUCGUGUCUUUUGGCUGCCUACUUCCUGAGAGACUAAUCAGCAAGUUUCCAUAUGGGAUUUUGAAUGUUCACCCUAGCCUGCUGCCGAGAUGGCGAGGUCCAGCUCCUAUCUUCCACACCAUCUUGCAUGGUGACAGUGUGACAGGAGUCUCCAUCAUCCAGAUCCGACCUCACAGGUUUGAUGUGGGGCCUAUUCUCAACCAGCAACUCUAUCAGGUCCCUGAGAAUUGCACUGCUGAUGAGCUGGGAGGCACUCUAGCCACAAUGGGAGCACAUCUCCUGAUUAACACAUUGAUGUCACUGUCUGAGAGGAUGGAAAAUCAAAGGGAACAAGGACAAACUGGUGCAACAUUUGCCCCAAAAAUCAAGAUGUCCAUGAGCUGGAUUGUGUGGGAGGAACAGACUUGUGACCAAAUUGACCGUCUGUAUCGUGCAGUCGGGUCCCGGAUCCCUUUGAGGACUAUGUGGAUGAACAGAACAAUAAAACUUCUGGAUUUUGCUGGAAAAUGUCAUGUGUCAUUAUCAGAUCAAAGAAGGAACCCCAUCCCCGGUUCAGUGAGCUUUCAGAAGGAGUCGAAUACUCUCGCAGUCUGCUGCAAGGAUGGCUGGGUGGGAUUCAGAUCAGUGCUCCUGAAGAAAAGACUCACUGCAGCUGAUUUCUAUAACGGCUACCUGCAUCAGACACAGCAGAAGGAUACGCCGCGUGAGACGGCCGAAGGACAGUUUUUCAGUAAAAAAGGAGGAAUUGAAGUGCAUCAAAUGAGAAAAAACUCAAAGUUGUGACGCAACAAUAAUAUUCUCACUUAAAGUAAACACAACACCAUCUAAUGAAAUGUACUGUUUUUAAUGUGUUAUACUUUUAAGUCAUUUGCAUUCAUGCCACAGUUAUUUUUUGCUGUAUUUAUUCUAUUGCAAUAAAUGAUUGCAAUGUUGAUCAGCAGUU